Messenger RNA from Thamnophis sirtalis, 1458 nucleotides. Lineage: Eukaryota; Metazoa; Chordata; Lepidosauria; Squamata; Natricidae. The record is from RefSeq and is a predicted model, not a curated record.
AUGAAUGAAGAUCCAACUUACAAUCCUAACAGUGCAGAAGAAAAAACUUUCUUUAUGCAGUUUGCGGACCAUAUAAUACUUAAACUGACAUUUGCCACUACAAAGAUUCAACAGUAUGAAAAUGUCUUCCUGUUCGAUGCGGCAUACAAUCUCUCUAAUGCAAUUAGAAUGACCGAGGAUCAUCUUGAUGCUUUCUCAUACCAGAGACUACAGCAGAGGCUCACCCUUCAGCUCAAACUUCUGAAAAAGCAUCUAGAAAAGAAAGAAGACAUUCAAAAGAACAUAGCAUACAUGAAGCUGAUAAGCUUUCUCAUCCCGUUUAUCAUUAAUUUAAAGAGAAAAAACAAAGUCCCAAACUUAAGCCGGCUUCUUCAGCCGUAUUCAGGGCUCAUGGCCCGGCCGAUGGACGGAAAGCUCUCUCCAUCUGCAGAUCUGCUACUAAAACAGAUGACUUCAUACGGUGCCUUCCUGCACAAGGGCUCAUUCUGCCGGAACUGGUUUAAUCUCCUGGAUCUGCUUGUUGUCAGUGUCUCACUCAUCUCUUUCGGCAUCCACUCCAGUGCCAUCUCUGUGGUGAAGAUCUUGCGGGUAUUAAGGGUACUCCGUCCUCUCCGAGCCAUCAACCGAGCCAAAGGGCUGAAGCACGUGGUACAAUGUGUGUUCGUAGCAAUCCGCACCAUUGGGAAUAUCAUGAUCGUCACCACCUUACUGCAGUUCAUGUUUGCUUGCAUUGGCGUUCAGCUAUUCAAGGGCAAAUUCUAUAGCUGCACAGAUGAGGCCAAGCAUACCCCAGUUGAGUGCAAAGGCACGUUCAUUGUGUACAAGGAUGGGGAUGUGGCUCACCCAAUGGUGCGUGAGCGCAUGUGGCUCAACAGUGACUUCAACUUUGACAAUGUGCUGUCGGGCAUGAUGGCUCUCUUUACUGUCUCCACUUUUGAGGGAUGGCCAGCGCUCUUGUACAAAGCUAUUGAUGCCAACGCAGAAAACCAAGGACCAAUAUACAAUUACCGGGUGGAGAUCUCCAUCUUCUUCAUUGUCUACAUCAUCAUCAUUGCCUUCUUCAUGAUGAAUAUCUUUGUGGGUUUUGUCAUCAUCACUUUCCGGGCCCAAGGAGAGCAGGAAUACAAAAACUGUGAGCUGGACAAGAACCAGCGGCAAUGUGUGGAAUAUGCCUUGAAGGCUCAACCCUUACAACGCUAUAUUCCAAAGAACAAAUACCAGUACAAAUUCUGGUAUAUGGUCAAUUCCACUUGUUUUGAAUACAUCAUGUUUGUACUGAUCCUGCUGAACACUAUUGCUUUGGCUGUACAGCACUAUGAACAAUCAGAGCCUUUUAAUAACGUGAUGGAUCUGCUCAAUAUGGUGUUCACAGGCCUCUUCACUGUUGAAAUGUUUCUGAAGAUUAUUGCCUUCAAACCCAAGGUUUGGGAGUUUUGCAAAAGUAAACACAUACCGUAA